AGUACCAAAAUGGCAGCUGUUCGGUUAGUCAUUCCUGUGAUUUCGGGCAAUGUUCUACUACACGCUAGACGGUGUCUGUCUCUGCCAAUUUCUUCACUUACAAGAAAUGGAUAUCAAUCCUUUAACAUCAGAAAGCAAUGUGUGCUUUCAACCUUUUUAAAACGUUUCCAUUCAACAACAUCGACUGAAGAAGGAGGUGCAUCAGAGACAGAAAUCAAUACUAAAUCAUGGUUUAUUAGAUGGUUACAUGGUGAAAUUCCUGAGCAAAAAGUGGUAACUGAAGAGGAAAUACUUCAACGAAGAACACUUUUGGAAAAGGUGCAAGAAAUGUAUUUUUCAAACCCACCUAAAGCACCUGGAUUGGACUUUUAUGUGGAGGCAUUUGAUUUGCUUAUCAAAUACAAUGACAGAGUUGGAGUUGAAAACUUAUAUGAAGUAAUGAAAGAAGAAAAAAUACAAGCUGAUGAUAAGUUGAUUAAUAAGAUUGAAACAUUUAUUGUAAAAGCACGAGAAGAAGCUUGGUAUAAGUGAUUGUUUUUUACUCAUAAACUGCCCUGACAUUUGCAGUUAUACUGCACUCCAAACUACGUUCUAGGCUUAAUUAUUUAUAUUAUGAUAUGUUAAAGUCUGUGUAUAAUUUUAUACUUGAUAAUGUUUAAAAUAUGUCAGUACUCAUUUCUUCUUCAAGAAAGUUCCCAUGUAACAUGUAAUGAAAGUCCUCAAUUAACACUAGAAAGGGCAGAAUUUAUAAGAAAAAUAUAACAUUGCCAUUCAUGCUA
This is a messenger RNA of Xenia sp. Carnegie-2017, 779 nucleotides long. RefSeq lists its product as uncharacterized. NCBI's taxonomy places the organism in Eukaryota, Metazoa, Cnidaria, Anthozoa, Malacalcyonacea, Xeniidae. The transcript is spliced from 6 exons. Bases 10 to 531 code for a protein of 173 amino acids. The record is from RefSeq and is a predicted model, not a curated record.